Messenger RNA from Dentiscutata erythropus, 1042 nucleotides. The record is from the annotation of a GenBank genome assembly. Lineage: Eukaryota; Fungi; Glomeromycota; Glomeromycetes; Diversisporales; Gigasporaceae.
AUGAAAGAACGUCCACCAGCAGCUCAUAGCAUCUCAUUUAUCACGCAAUAUUGGAACUAUCCUCCUAAAGAUGAAAAAACUUUGAUACGUAAUAGUUUUGUCCUAUCACUUGGGCUUUGUUAUCAAUCACGUUUACAUGAUCAAAGAUUUGCGAGAAAGAUAUUGAGAAUAAUUCGCAGAGAACAAAAAGAUUUUAUGAAUCGAAUGGUUUGCCCUCCAUCUACAGCAGAUAAUGAUGCUCUUUUAGAGAACAUUCUUGUGAUGAUUGUUUGCAUAUUUGAAUCGGAUACCUAUUUUUAUUAUUGGUGCACCGGCAGUUCAGAGUCACUGGCAGUACGACUUAUUAGCUCAAAUCUUCGAGGAGCCGAUUCAGAUGAUGAAUAUUUUAAGACAUUACCACAGAUGUAUUUCAUACCACAUCAAGGUUCAGCUUCAUUAACUUCAGCUGGCAUCCUAAAGGUUUUCGAUAAAGCAGAAACUUAUCAAAAAACAAGUCCAGAAGCAUUUCCUUUACAAGCCGUUGUCUUUCUUGAUGAAGUCGGCCUAGCAGAAACUAGUCGAUUUAUUCCCUUAAAAGUUCUUCACGCCCUCUUAGAACCCGGUUUCUCUAAAGAUGACUCUAUCGAAAGUUCAAAAAUAUCAGGUGCUACACAAGAACCUGCGGUUUCUGGCCUAAAAGAUCCUACAGAAGAUUCAUCAGUAUCAACUACUAGUAAAAUUGGUCCGUCUAUGUCAGUUAAUAAUGCAGAUUUUAAAGAUGGCCCAGCAGUAUCAGUUGUUGGCAUUAGCAACUGGCGUCUAGACAAUAGCAAAUCGAGCAGAGCGUUGCUUGUGCAACGACCAAAAUUCAGCUGUAAUGAUUUAACUUUAACAGCAUCCAUGCUUUUAGGCGACAAAACUAAAAAUGGAAUCGCUAAUCCUAUACUUAGACAACUUGCUGAUGCCUACCAUGAUUAUGAAAAAAAUCAAAAAUAUAAAAACUUUCAUGGACUUCGCGAUUAUUAUGCAUUGGCGAAAAGUCUGAGUGACUCCGAGCCGACAA